AUGAGGUAUUGGGAAGAGUACAAUGAUUUAGAGGAAAACGUUUGCAGUGAGCAGAUGGCUGUUAUGUCCUUCAAACAUGGUCUGCGCCCGGAAAGUAAGUUGAGACAGUCACUUACCAAGCGCCCGGCCAUAGCACUGAAGAAUUUGUGUGCCAGGAUUGAGCAAAAGCUCAGUCUCUCUGAGCAGCACCUCACCCCAGCUGUAGCUCUCUUAGUUGGCUUCAAUUCACAACCAGAGUGGCCACUUGGCAGAAUAGUGUUGCCGGUUGUGGCAGAAACGAAAACCCUCCAGAUAGAGUUUUUAGUUUUUAACAGACCUUCUCCUUACAACGCCAUACUCGCCCGACCAUGGAUUCACCAAAUGGAGGCGGUCCCUUCAACCUACCACCAGGUCAUCCGUUUUCCAACAGAACAUGGAGUAGAGCAGAUUUCAAGGGAUCAGGUUGCGUCCAAACAUUGCUUCAUGGCGGCAAUGAAGGCUAAACAACUUUGCAACCGGGUACAGAUAGUGGAAGUGGCCGAACAGCUAGUCUUAGAAAAUGUAGGAGAAACCCCAGAAGAAAAGAUGGUAGAGGAUUUGGAGAAAGUCUUGGUAAAAGAGGAUGAUCCAGAAAAGCACUUCUUUAUCGGUACCUCGCUAGGCACUGAUAAGAAACUUCAGCUACUUGAAUUGCUGAGGGAAAAUAUGGAGGUAUUCGCAUGGUCAGCAUAUGAUACUCUACGGUUGAAUCCAGAAUUUUCUUGCCACAAACUCAACAUCAAUCCCUCUGCUCGGCCUGUUGUGCAGAAAAGUCAGAGAUCCUCAGUUGAGCACACUGAAGCGGUAAUUGCCGAAGUCGAAAAGCUCCUAGCAUCAGGAGCAAUUAGAGAAGUUCAAUACCCACAAUGGCUGUCCAACAUAGUUAUAGUAAAAAAGAAGAACGGAAAAUGGAGAGUCUGUGUUGAUUUCACCUGCCUGAAUAGAGCUUGUCCCAAGGAUAGUUUUCCUCUACCUUGCAUCGAUCAACCAGUGGAUUCAACAGCAAGCCAUGAGCAUAUGAGCUUUCUGGAUGCUUAUAGCGGUUAUCACUAG
Molecule: messenger RNA, 1071 nt
Organism: Camellia sinensis
Lineage: Eukaryota; Viridiplantae; Streptophyta; Magnoliopsida; Ericales; Theaceae
Source: RefSeq, a predicted model, not a curated record